Molecule: messenger RNA, 1650 nt
Organism: Exophiala dermatitidis NIH/UT8656
Lineage: Eukaryota; Fungi; Ascomycota; Eurotiomycetes; Chaetothyriales; Herpotrichiellaceae
Product: cholinesterase
Exons: 2
Coding region: 1-1650 (549 amino acids)
Source: RefSeq, a predicted model, not a curated record
AUGGUGCUGUCAAUGGCGCUCUUUCUACUCUUCCUCCUCUCACUGGCGGCUGCUGUUGCAUCGAAAGAGACAGUAAACCUUGAUUAUGCAUCGUAUAAAGGAGUGAAGCAAUCCAACGGCAUCACGCAAUGGCUGGGAAUGCGAUACGCCGCACCCCCUGUCGGCAAUCUGAGGUUUGCUGCUCCUCAGGAUCCGCCAGUCGUUGAUGGUGUACAAAGAGCAGACAAGCAUGGCCAUAUCUGUAUAGGUACCGGUGACAGUCCCAAAAACCCCUCCGAAUCAGAAGACUGUCUCUAUAUUGAUGUCUACGCCCCGUCUCACACAACCGUCGAAUCAAAGCUUCCGGUCUACUUCUUCAUUCAGGGUGGCGGGUUCAACUAUGAUGCCAAUGCAAACUACGAUGGCCCGGGCUUGAUCGCCGCUUCAGGUCAUCAAAUUGUGGUCGUAACCUUCAAUUACCGGGUUGGGCCUUAUGGCUUUUUGGCCAGUCGUCAAAUUCGAGAUGCCGCUGGCGCAAGUCUGAACAACGGUCUGAAAGACCAGAGGAAAGCACUCGAAUGGGUACGGAAGUAUAUCCAUCUAUUUGGUGGUGAUCCUGAACAUGUCGUGCUUGGAGGAGAUUCUGCCGGUGCUACCUCAGUUGCCCUACAGCUCACAGCUUUUGGUGGUCGGGAUGAUGGGCUGUUUGUUGGGGCUGCUCUCGAGUCUGUCAGUUUUGCUCCAAUGCUGACGGUCGAAGAGAGCCAGUAUCAGUACGACAAUCUCGCUGCACGCCUCGGGUGUGCUAGUCAACCAACCAAGACCGACGACGACAGUCUGGCUUGCUUGCGUUCGAAAAGCACCGGCGAACUCCAAGCCCACAACCAUAAUAUUCCAUACCCUGGAGCCCAUAAACCCCCUAUAUUCAUGUGGAACCCCGUCCUCGAUCACGAUUUCAUCCGGAACCUCACCUAUAACGCCUUUGACUCGGGGUCAUUUGUUCGCGUUCCUGUCAUCUCAGGAGACGAUACUAAUGGUGGGACAAUUUUCACCCCUCGCAAGACAUCCAGUCGCUCACAGUCCGAGACUUUCCUCCACAACCAGUUCCCACAUCUGACGGCCGAACAUUUGCAACAAAUCAGUGAACUCUACCCGAAUAACGGUCCUUACUUCCCCAACACGGGUUCCUGGUGGCGACAGGUCUCUGACGCAUACGGUGAUUUGCGCUACAUGUGUCCGAACCUCUUCAUUUCUAGUACCCUGUCUCGGCACGGAUUAAAAGGAAACUGGAACUAUCGGUACAACGUGGAAGAUCCGACACAGGUGGCACAAGGUCUGGGCGUACCGCACACUGUGGAGCUUGCUGCCAUCUGGGGCCCAGAGAACGUUCGAGGCGGGGUGCCUGCAAGUUAUCGAGAGGGCAAGUCGAAUGCCUGGAUCGUUCCUGUCAUGCAAGGCUAUUGGACGAGCUUUGUCAGAGCACUAGAUCCCAAUGUCCAUCGUGCUGAUGGAGCACCAGUGUGGGAGGAGUUUGCUCUAAGCAGAACAGAAGAACACUGGGCUCGAUUGCUCUUCGAUAAGCCUCACACAACGGGGAUGGAGACGGUCAGCGCAGACACACGGUCGCACUGCCAAUAUUUUAGGGGGAUUGGUGUUGAAAUUCGACAAUGA